AUGCCUUCCUCUACUACUCCUUACCAGCCAUACGCCGACAGAUAUGUCGAGGGCCCAGCUUCUGGCCCAACAGCCGCAGACAUCGUCAAUGACCUCGGUCUCGUAGGCAAGCUCCAAGACAAGGUCAUUCUGAUCACCGGUGCCUCAGCCGGACUCGGUCAGGAAACCGCACGCGCCCUCCACACCACCGGAGCGAAGCUGUACCUCACGUUCCGCGACAAGGCCAGAGGACAAGCAGUCGCCGAAGACUUGGUGUCAAGAAACCCCAAUGGCCAGAAGCCCGUCCUCAUCGAGAUGGAACUCGCCAAUCUCGAGAGCGUGAGAAAGGCAGCCAAGGAGUUCUUGUCCCAGGAAAAGCGUCUCGAUAUCCUCAUCAACAAUGCCGGUAUCAUGGCUGUUCCAGAGGGCCGCACCACUGACGGUUUCGAGAUGCACCUGGGCACCAACCACUUCGGCCACUUCCUGCUGUUCCAACUUCUCAAGGACACUCUUAUCGCUAGUGGCACCGCCGACUCCCCUAGUCGCGUGGUCAACCUCUCCAGUGCCGGCCACAAGGCAGCCGGCGUCUUCUUCGACGACCUCGACCUCACCAAGCAAGGCUACAACCCCAUGGUCGCCUACGCACAGAGCAAGACCGCGAACAUCUACCUCGCCAACAGCAUCGAUCGCAAGUACGCGGCUUCUGCCCUACGCGCCGUUUCCGUGCACCCAAGCAUGAUCUUCACCACCCAGCUCGGUCGCCACAUGUCACCAGAGGAAAUCGCUGGUUUCGCUCCCAUGGCUUCGUUUGCCAGAUCUGCUGAGCAGGGUGCUGCGACUACUGUUUGGGCUGCGCUGUCUCCUCACUUUGACACUCAGGGUGGUGUGUACCUCGCCGAUGCUGGUGUUUCCAGUGUCGCUGCUGCAGAUGAGCAUUUCGCGGGCAAUGGCUACGCUCCCCACGCUUUCGACCAGGAGGCCGAGGAGAAGUUGUGGAAGCUCAGCUUUGGCGCUGUCGGCUUGGAGGAAGAGUAA
Molecule: messenger RNA, 1014 nt
Organism: Aureobasidium namibiae CBS 147.97
Lineage: Eukaryota; Fungi; Ascomycota; Dothideomycetes; Dothideales; Saccotheciaceae
Product: WW domain-containing oxidoreductase
Exons: 1
Coding region: 1-1014 (337 amino acids)
Source: RefSeq, a predicted model, not a curated record